Messenger RNA from Zea mays, 2081 nucleotides. RefSeq lists its product as uncharacterized. The record is from RefSeq and is marked validated. NCBI's taxonomy places the organism in Eukaryota, Viridiplantae, Streptophyta, Magnoliopsida, Poales, Poaceae. The transcript is spliced from 9 exons. The coding region runs from base 703 to 1578 and encodes 291 amino acids.
CCUAAGCUAGAAACCAAUAGUGGCAAUUAUUGUUCGGAGGCCAUCGCCGCUGGUGGGCGGUGGCUUCCCCUUCCCCUGUAUUAGCAGCGAGGAGGCAGCAGCUGAAGCUCUCGUCUCUGCCUCUCCGGACCUCCGGUGAACUCCAACAGAGACCACCUCCUCCAUCCGUCGGUCAUCCAUCUGUGAUUCCUUUUGCGUGUGCAAGUUGUUAAAUCGGCACACGGCCUCCGCUUUUGGAGUGGAGAGGGGCAUAUACGGUUUACUGGUGCGCCCGGGGCCGCCGCUUUUCCCGCUGGCCUCUCCCCGGCCGUCCCAUUGGAGCGCGCAAAGCUGGGCGGCACCAUUUAAAGAAGCAAACUGCACUCCACCAUUAGCAGCACCAAGGCACCACCACCAAGCGCACCGCCACGCCACACGAUCUAUAACGCGCAGGCAGGCGAGGAUCAGACCGGCCGGAGCUUGCCUUCUCCGUUGGGGUUCCUGCUUGCCGCGGCGCGAGAACAGAUAUAUUGGAUCGGAUUUGUGCCGGGUUCUUGGAGCAGUAGGCACCAAACUGGUCCAGGUUGGGCAAAAAUGCAGUUUAACCAGUAGCUAACGGAGCUCUCUCAUCUUGUACUGUGGCAUUUCUUAAGUUGUCUGGAAGCUGAAUCUCCAAGGCUGGAAGAUCCAACAUCUGUUCUUGAAAAUUUACUGUACCUGCAAAUGGCAGACGAUCCUAACAUGAAUUUUGGGGCAUUCUCCCAGUCACUCUGCAACCAGCAUGUAGUUUCAUUUCAGACAAGCGUAGCCACUAGCGGCUCAGGAGGCAUGCCAACAUACCUGGAUUGUUCCACUGGGAUGGAUGCCAGCGUGGGGAUGCUGACCACACCUUCAGUGGUUGUUUCCACUGGUUCAUCUAAUAUGCCAGCAGAUUCCGGGCAGAGCCUCAAAUAUGGAGGGCCACUGGCUGCGGAUUGGACACAGGUCGAGCUUGAAAUUCUGAGAGAUGGCAUGGAGAAAUAUGUUCAUGAACAAGGCAUCAUGAAGUAUAUAAAGAUAGCAGCAUCGUUACCGAACAAGACAGUAAGAGAUGUCGCAAUGAGGUGCCAGUGGGUAGGGAAGAAAGUAAAUACAAGACGAAGGAAACCCCAAGAACACCAUACUGGGAGAAAUACAAAAGAAAGAAAGGAUAAAUUUGUAGAGCCUGCGCUGUGGGGAACAAAUCAUCCUCUUCAAACAGGCAUGACAGCCUCUUCAUUUGUGCCGCAUAAUGGCCAAAACGCUAUGUUUAUAUCUGGAGCCUCAGAGAUAGAUCGUCCAGUGCUGCAUCUGCUGGAGGAAAAUAAUAGGCUUCUUAAUCAAAUCGAAACAAAUAUUCAGAGAUUUCAGCCUCAUAACAACAUCGAUCUCUUCCAUCGGGCAAGAAGGAACAUUAAUGAUCUUGUACAAAUCACGACCCAACUGCCUGGGCUGAGGACCAAGAUGCCUCCACUUACUGUGGCAAUAGAUGAAAAUCUUGCUAGCUUCGUGCUUCCUGGCAUUACAAUGGAUCAAGUUCUUGGAAGCAACGAUUUGAAGGAGGAGCCAAGAGGAUGGUAGAUCCACUGCCAGCAUGUUUCAGUUUAUUGGUAGAUGGAUGGACCAUAUGGAGAACUACUGCUUCAUUUUGCACACCAAGUGGCGGUGAAUAGGGUCACCAUUCACCAAGGACCCCCUGCUUUCUCUAUCUGAAAGCGAAAGGAGAGGUGGAUGAAACCGUUCAGCUGCCCUGCAGCUACCCUUAGACGUUGGUGGCUACACAGCGAGGGUUUUAGGAACUGCAGUUUUUGUGGCCUUGCUGCACCUGUAAAAAACUGUGAUUCUUUCUGGUUUCCCCUUCAGACAGUAGGGUAAAUAGAUGUAGCGGAGGAAGCUCACAAGAACUAGCUAAAUAGUUCUCUCUAGAAGAAAAAAAAUGUCGCUACAUAGCAAGAAGGAUCCUUUUUGCCUGUCGCCAUUUGCUGCUAGUUCUUCCUUCAUGUGAACGUGAUCUAAGUUCCUAGUUCUCUCUUAUCCGUGCUCCGCCUUUGUAUCCACGAACUGGAAAUAUAGAUUUCUGAGUA